Messenger RNA from Cylas formicarius (sweet potato weevil), 5856 nucleotides. RefSeq names its product nascent polypeptide-associated complex subunit alpha, muscle-specific form-like. The transcript is spliced from 17 exons. Gene Ontology annotation, molecular function: cation binding; protein serine/threonine phosphatase activity. Lineage: Eukaryota; Metazoa; Arthropoda; Insecta; Coleoptera; Brentidae. Gene Ontology annotation, biological process: protein dephosphorylation; negative regulation of protein kinase activity. The record is from RefSeq and is a predicted model, not a curated record. The coding region runs from base 227 to 5128 and encodes 1633 amino acids.
UUAAAUGCAUUUCAUAGUUUGUGGCGAUUUUUACAGUUGUUAUUUAUUACUACUAUUAUUAUACUUUAAAUGAUUCCCAGUAUUCCUAAUUAAAUCAGGACCUGCAUGAUAACGCAGUCAAAAGUACAAAACGCGGAUUAUAUUUAUGCGUCUCAACUUUUGUAAACAUUGAUUGUGCAAUUUGUGUAUUUGUGUUUAUAACAAUCUGUGAUAAGUAAAGUGGAAAAUGGCCAAUAAGGACGAUUAUUUGACAAAUUACCGAGAAUUUUUCGAAUAUUUUGCUCAGACUGUCGAUCCAUGUGAUCAACUACCUGUAAAACUAGCCAGUUAUAAAUUGGUUAAUGUUGAGGUUGUCGGCGCCGUAAUUGACUGGACGACACAAUAUCUUUCACAAAAGAAUUGUCCUCCAUACUUGUAUGCACCCAUUAUUAAGAUUGUGAUAGAUGAAGUAAGAAAGGCGUGCAAGAAGGAUCCUUUGGCUCAUGGAUUUAACAAAGAGAAAAAUGCUUAUGAACCACUGAAGUUAAUGCAAUCUGUGAUGGCCAAAACGAACGAAGUGUGCCUUCGUUACCUCGACAACAGCAUGCUCUGCUCACUGCCUAUUCCUUCUGGUUACUAUUUUCCAACAAGCAUAUGCUCCAUUAGGAACAGAAGAAGAACAAUGGAAGAUAGACAUGUAGUUAUACAUGAUUUAAGCACUAUGUUCCACUUACAGGAUGCUACUCCGUCCAGUUACUAUGCAAUAUUUGAUGGCCAUGCUGGUCAAGAUGCUGCAGUUUACAGUUCCGCUCAUUUACAUCAGUUCCUAGCUGAAAACAGAUAUUUUGUAAGCAAUCCUACGCAGGCAUUAUUAGACGCCUUUUGCAAGACUGAUGCUUUGCUUCUCGAGAAAUGUAAAGAUGAAAAAUUAAGCAGUGGAACUACAGCCGUUGUUGCCUUACUAAGACCUAAAGAAAAAGUUUUGUACAUUGCAUGGGCUGGGGAUUCUCAGGCUUUGCUUGUCAACCAAGGCCGAGUGAUGCAAUGCGUAAAUCCUCAUAAACCCAAUAGACAGGAUGAACGAGACCGCAUAAUGAAAGCUGGAGGAUCAUGUAUGAUGUGGUAUGGAGUGUGGAGAGUAAGCGGACAGCUUGCUGUAUCCAGAGCUAUAGGUGAUGCUAACCACAAACCUUUUGUAAUCGCCAUACCAGACGUCAGGGAAAUCUCAUUAGAUGGAGGCGAGGACUUUUUAAUAAUAGCCUGCGAUGGUCUUUGGGAUUUUACCUCCGAAGAUGCUGCUGCACAACAAGUGUAUGAUAUGCUCGCUGAAGAUUCAGAGAACAUAGAAAGGGUCAGCAAGCGGCUAGCCCGGUGGGCCCAGUAUAGAGGUUCUAGCGAUAACAUUUCGGUGAUUGUGGUGUUCCUAAAGGAACCAUCGAAGAUCGCAGCGGAAGCCCAUCGUUGGGCAAACCGCAACGGUCCACCAUUUAACACAAUGGAUACCGGUGUCGAUAACGCGAACAACCCCUUCACGAAUUCGAAUGGCGCCGUCGCCAACGAUAAUAUCCAUUUGCAGAAGCAAAACGAAAGCCUGCUGCUAAAUAUCACAGACAAUUAUAAAUCGAAUGGAACUGAUCAUGCUGCAGACAUAUUGCGUACAGAAAAUUCGAAUGGCAAACGAUCAGCGUCGGAAUUCGACGAUGACGACUUUGGACCCGAAACAGACGUGGACGCUAUCGAUGAACCAAUUCUCUCCCCGAUCGAGAAGACAAAGUCGUUUAACGAUGGACUGUCCAAUAAUAAUCCACUGGAGGAAUCGUACAACCCGUUCCUGGAGCAUUUGGAAAAGGCUGCACUAGAAACCGAUUCCGAAAUUAUUAUCAAACCUGACAAAAUAGAAACAGAAGAUUUCAGCCAGGAUCGUAGAUCGCCGUCGCUUAGGGAAGAGACCCCUACUCCACCGGGAGAGACAGUUCAUGGUCCUACCGACUUAGAAGAAAACCAAGCGGAUAGUGAUUCUGAAGACGAGUGGAACUACUUCAAGGGAGACGAAGCAAAAAAGGGCAAUCCCUCACAACCCGAAACGGUUGUUGAGUGUUCAGAAGAGGACGCGAUGUCGCAGUUGAACCCAAAUGCUGCCGAAUUUGUUCCGGUUUCACCUACGAGGAGCAUACCGUCUCCGGCUUGUAGGGCGCUAAUCAACGACGAAGUAAUAGCCCAAUCGUCGCCAAAGAGGCCGCUCAAUAUGGAUAUAAAUGUCCCUAGCGAAAACGAUUUUGACAAGGAGGUGAAAUCGAGACCAAGCGAUGUCGCUGCUUUGGACAAUGGUCACGAUGAGAGCGAUAGUGACCUUAACACUACCCCAAAUGAUAACAUGGAAAACUUGCUGAAUGGCAAAAGCAUCGAUGAAAUACCAGAAUUUUAUCCCGGCAGUACGCCGACAAAAGUACUCGCUGCCUCUGAAGAGUUCCAUUUUGGGCCAAACGCUGCUCCAUUUACCCCAAAACUUUUGGACCAAUCUGAAGCUGCCCUAUCAACUAAGGCUGUGUAUGGUGACGAAUCUGUUGCCACUUUAGAUACAUCGUUUAGUGAAACAUUUAAUAAAGAAAAUAACGAUCCAAUGUCAAUGUCUUUCUCGGAGGAACGGGGAGACAGUAAUCCGUUCGAUUUAAAUAAGGUCCAAGUUUUGCCAGAUAAUUUUGAUGAUGAAAAAGAGGAAGCUCUGGAUGAAACAAUAUCAGAUUUGCCGGAACACUAUCCUUUAGGCAAACCUCUCAAUAAUGAUGAUGCUAUUCGGUCUAGUGGUUUCGAUAGACUUUCCAAAGAUGACGAGAAAGAGUUGGCAUCGCCGUUGGAACAAGAAAUUCCAGAUUUGGAGCAAGAAUCUCAUUUGUCAAAAACUCCUCAACCUACUGAAGAAAAUCUGCUAGGUGAUUUUAUUUGCAAUAAAACCGAAGUUGCAAUAGAUGCAAGCGGAAUUUCAAAAUCACCGCAUCCUGUUCAUUCAGAGGUUGAUGUUCAAAAUCUUUUAGAACCACCUUUUGUAUCUCCUUUACUAGAAGCUACAGAAAACCUAGUGGGAGACUUGCUUGAACCAAGAACAGAAUCGCGGAGCCCACUUGAUUUCUCUGAGUCAAAAUCUGCUUUAAGUGAAUCAUCUAAAGCAGAUUCACCUCUUCUUCCUGAAAUCUCCAAAGCUGAUUCACCUCUUUGCGAGUUGCCUUCUUCAAAUUCGCCAUUGCCUGAUGUUACACAAUUAAAAUUGCCGGAAACCCAAUCUCCUGUUUCCGAUUUACCAGAAAUCCAUUCCUCAAAGACUCCUGACCAAAAUGAAUCACUUUCUCCUUGCUAUAAACUACCAAAAGAAAAAUUACUGGAUGAUGACGCGGUGAGAACUGUUACACCGGACGCUGUUGAGGAACCCCGUGAAUAUAGAUCCGAGGACAUGUUUGACACUGAAGUGUCAUCUAAACCUCCAGAAGAUUUGGAGCCAAUCCCUAUCGAAUCUCCCAUAUUGACUUGCGACUUACAAGCUUCUCAUUUCCCAAGUGUAGAGGCAUAUGAAAUGAAAUCGCCCGAUGAUUUAUUGAUUGAUAGUGGUAAAGUUGAGCUUGCUGAAUAUACAAUAUAUGAUAUUUCACCAGCUGAAUUUAUUACCAAAGAUGCAUCCACUACUGUUGACUAUCUUGAAGAGAAACAAACGCAAGCUCAAGUGCAUUCAAGUUACCCUUCCGCUAUUGAGAAUUUAUCAAAUAUAGGGGAUGUGCAGCAGGAUAUAGCGAUUUUACCAGUGACGUCGGAUUCCUUGAAACCAGUUGAUGAUAUCCUUUCUUCAAAUGGGGAAGCAGCUUUGAGCGAGCAAAUUGCAAUUAAGACUGAAAAUAUUAUUCCGGAGUUUGCAGAACAAACAGUAUUGACACCUUCAGAAGAGGACAACAAACAAGUUUCUGAUAAACCUCUGAUAUUAGAGACUUUAAGCCAAGAACCAGAAGAACUAGAAAAAGCAGAGGAAGUGGUUGCGACGGUGGCAAUCCAAGAAGAGAUUAAAAACGAAGAGAAAAAAUCAACUACAUUAGCAAAGAAGCCAGCUCUUGGUAAAGUUGGACCCUCUAAAACUUCACAAAAAUAUCCACUGUCUCCAAAAGUAGCACCAACAAAACCAACAAUUUCGCCAAGAGUGCCCCCAAAGACUGGAUCUGUUAAGCCACCCGUUGCGAAAACAACACAACCUAAAACAUCACCCAAACCAAAGACAAUCUCUUCAACGACAACUGCGAAAUUGACAUCAAGAACAUCCGAUUCCAAAUUAACUAAUGGAGAAUCAAAAGCAGCCACUGCACGAACAACGGCUAUUGCUAGAAAGCCAGUUGGAGAACCAGCAGCAACUAAAGCAAUGCCCAAGGCAUCCCCAUCAAGCGGGAAACCUAGUCUGGUCAAGACAUCAAGACCGGUCACCGCGCCCAAGACUGUUCCUCCUCUGUCAAAGACAAGCACACUUCGUCUGGGGACUACCACAGCUACGGCCAAACCUAAACCAGCCACAGCAACCUCAAAAAAUGCAACCGCUACCAGCAAGCCUUCAAUCGGUGCACCCACUAAGCUGUCAUCCGCUGCGCCGAAAACACUUAGUGUCUCUCCAAAACCCUCUACGACCGUUCCCUUGGCGAAACCGAGAACUCUAACGAGUGCCGCCCCAAAACCCAGGGUGCCUCUGACAAAAACAAUAACGAAAAGUGCCGAUGUGGAAAAACAACACAAAGAAAGCGCGAAUAAACUUACGGCCUCACGAACAACCACAACGAAAACCAGCACGCAAAGUGCAUCCAGCAGGACGACCAGCACUACCGUAAAGAAGACAGAAAUUAAGCCUACAACUACAAACCGAACCGCCGCCAAAACUACAACUACCACAGCCAAGUCAACGUUAGGUAAGAAGCCAGGCGAAGUUAAAAGCGUUAGCAAAACGAAAACCACCAAAAUAGAAAAGCCCAAAGAAAAUGGUGUUUCUGCAACAAUUGUGACUGAAGAAAUCACUGUAGUCAAUAAUAUGGUGAAUGAAUUGGAAAGCCAACUUUUAAAAGAUAACUCGCCAAUUGAUAACAAGUUAACGGUUGAAAGUGCACUGAUAGGUGUCAAUAAUGCAGACUGAAAGUGUAGCUCUUUAUAAAUGCACUAACAUUUAUUUUUUAGAUAACUGUUAGAGUCCUAUUUUAGUUUUUUUAUAACUAUAUAUAUUAUACCCCUUAACUGUGUUUAUAGAGCUGUGUUAAUUUUUUAAAAGUUUGGGUUAAGUGGUGUGGAUGAACACCGGGCUGUAAAAUUUGAAAAGGCUAAAGUUAGUUUAUGUAAGAACAUAGUGGACUUGAUUGAUAAUCGACAUCCUUUUAGCUUCAGCAAUAACAUUCAUUUGGUACUUAAGUCCAGGGUUUCUCUUUUGGAAGCUGAUUUUAAAAUCAUAAUUUUUAUAUUGGCGUAACUUUAACUAUGUUUAUAUUCGCCGAAAAAUUACUAAGAAAUAAAAAAAAAAUCCUAAGUUAAGCUUCUUAUCGCUUAGGUGUGCUGAUGUGAUGCUACGCACUAUUCUUUUUGUAUAUAAUAAUUAAAAGUUAUAUUCGUAAAGUUUUUAUAUUGGGUGCUAAAACCACUUUGGCAUAUGUAGCGAUCGUUUGAGUAUCCAUGCUUAAGUUUUACUGCAUUUUAUUUUAUCAUACUUUAAAUAAACUAUUCAAUGUAUCCAUCGGUAUUUCAUUUUUUUUACUUAAGAUUUUGUUUUAAUGUUUAAAAAUUUUAUUAUUGUGUUUGUCUUAGUUUGCUAUUUUAUUUAUUGUGAAAUAUUUGAGCACAAAAUAAAAACUCUGAGAAAAAUGUUUUUUAUCU